Messenger RNA from Pseudoliparis swirei, 2221 nucleotides. RefSeq names its product sirtuin 7 (gene sirt7). The record is from RefSeq and is a predicted model, not a curated record. Bases 50 to 1273 code for a protein of 407 amino acids. The transcript has 10 exons. NCBI's taxonomy places the organism in Eukaryota, Metazoa, Chordata, Actinopteri, Perciformes, Liparidae. Gene Ontology annotation, molecular function: NAD+ binding.
UGUGCAGUGAUUUGAAUAGAUCGCUAUCUCUCAGCUGACUUCACACGGGAUGGAAGAGGAGCCGGACGUCGGUGUUCCUUCGCGGACGGAGAGGAAAGCGCUGGAAAAGGCCAAAAUACUUGAACGAGAAAGCGAGAGGAAGCUCAUUAGACUGGUCGGACGGGUCCUGAAGAAGCCGGAAGCCGAGCGGUCGGAGGAGGAAGCCGCCGUGUUGCUGCUGCACAGAGACACGGUGGAGGAGCUCCGCAAGAGACAAGUCCGCACGAAUGUGCUCAAGAGGAAGCAGGAGGAGCAGUACGAUGAUGCGGAUGAGCUGAAGAGCAAAGUCAAGCAGCUGGCCGCGGCAGUCGAGCAAGCGAAACACCUGGUGAUAUACACCGGAGCCGGCAUCAGCACGGCUGCGUCUAUCCCAGACUACAGGGGCCCCAAUGGGGUGUGGACACAGCUGCAGAAGGGCCGGACCAUCAGUUCGUCCGACCUGAGUAAAGCUGAGCCGACCCUCACGCACAUCUGCAUUCGAAUGCUUCAUAAGGAAAAGCUGGUAAAGCAUGUUGUUUCUCAAAACUGUGAUGGGCUUCACGUGCGUAGCGGUCUACCAAGACACGCCCUGUCUGAGCUUCAUGGAAACAUGUUUAUCGAGGUGUGUACGUCCUGCUCCCCGGUCAGGGAGUGCGUCCGUUUAUUUGACGUGACGGAGCGGACGUCGCUGCACCGCCACGGGACGGGCCGCAGGUGCAGCGACUGUCGCGGUGAACUUAAGGACACCAUCGUGCACUUCGGUGAACGCGGUACCCUGGAGCAACCUCUCAACUGGAAGGGAGCUGCGGAAGCGGCGGACAUGGCAGAUGUUAUCCUCUGCUUAGGCUCCAGUCUUAAAGUAUUGAAGAAAUACGCCUGUCUCUGGUGCAUGAACAGACCAGCAAGCAAAAGACCCAAACUCUACAUUGUCAACCUCCAGUGGACGCCAAAAGAUGACCUGGCUGUGCUAAAAAUUCAUGGCAAGUGUGAUGAUGUCAUGAGCCUCCUUAUGAAGGAGCUCGGCGUUCAGAUUCCUGUGUAUGACCGGGCGGAGGACCCCAUCUUCAGUCUAGCCACAUCGUUGCUGUCGGAAGAGGUCAACAGCCACACUCGUGAGGUCAUAUCUCCCCACGAUGGGCAGGAGGUCUGCUCGCCUGGACCUGGAGACCGGGCAGAAGAAGCCGCGGCUGUGCAGGGCGGCUGGUUCGGACGAGGCUACGGCAAAGGGAGGAAGAAGAAGAAGAGAGCCGCGUAGUCGAGGGAACUUUACAGGCCGCUUGGUCGAGUAAAAAGUUGAGUCCCAUGAUGAGGACGAGAUGGACUUUAGAGUGCUGUUAUGUGCAUUGGUAUCAUUUAGUCACAUGCAAUGCAUGUGUGGGCGUGGAAAGGGCAACAUAAUUCUGAUGAUCUGUCAUUUGGAAAUAUGCUGCGUUGGUAGCGCCAGGUAUUAUCCCAGCACGGAGCCAGAGUGCCAAACCAUAGAACAAUAUUCUAUAUAAACAUAAUAUUAUUAAGUGGCAAUAAGAUGUUCUCAAAAGUGCUGAAAGAAGGUUUUGAAACCACUUCUGCAUUAUUAUUAUUAUUUGUUCAGCUGACACUGUACAGUCGGUAUGUUUACAAACUUGUAUUUUCAACAGCCUCCAGUUUGAAUAAGUCCAAGUGGUUUGAGUAUAAGUUAGACGUAUAUGGGCUUUACUCUACCGGUGUCCAUAGUAACAGUUACUGUGUUAUCAAACCUGUGUUACUUAUAGUCAAAUAUAUUUUUGUAGUCUUUUUUUCAGACUUUUACAACUUAUUGUUGAAUGUAUCUUUUUUUGGGACAUGGCUCGUUUCUUUUGUUUAUUUUACUUAAAUUAUUUCCAGAAGUCGCCACCCUUCAUAUCUGCUGUUUAUUCUCAGGUAGUACAGCUGCUAUUGAACCUUCGUUUACCGAAGUUGUUGAAUUUGUUUACAUUUUUAUUUCGACAUUUAUGGUGACUAUGCUCCUGUCAUAUAUUUAUCUACAAUGGUAUGAGAAGGAAAGCUGAUUAUUUUAUUUUUGAACUCACUUUCAUUACUUUUUGUUUGUGUUAAGUUACUGUUGUGAUUGUAAACAUCUAUAAAUGUGUUUAUUAAUCGAUCUCAGGGAGAUCCAGUGUUGUUAAUAAUCUCAUCAUGUACCGUGUGGGUGGGUUCAGGAGUUAUUAAAGGCCAGUACAACACC